UUAGUCUGCGCGCAUACGUGCACUAUUUCCUUUCACGCUGAAAAAGCCACUUUUUCCGCGAGGAAGGAACUGUAAUAGACGUGUGUGCGGAGGAUAAAAAUUUGUUUGAUUGUGGAGGUGUCAAAACUUACAGGUAUUGUGGACAAUGACGACACGCGUGAUUUCACACAGCAGUCUACUCUUGUGCUGGCGCGAGUGUCCAAAAUAACUUCAUAACAGAACAGCGUCUCGUGGAACUCCCCUUUCACAGUUUGCCUCUGAAUCGGAUGGACUUUUGACGUUCUUCGAUGUCGAGUUACGUGGUUUUACGGUUAUGUUCGUUCGAUGGGUGGUUUUUGGACUUGUCGUGUUGCCCCUAGUUGGCGCGCUACACUCGCCCAAGCUUGAACAGAAAAUGUCGACGAUGUUGUCGUUUGAUUUACGUCGAAAGACCAAGCAUCACCGACAGAGGAACUCUAGCACCACUAUGACUCCAACACCCGCGCCAAAAACAGACGGCGAUCAAGAGGAGAUGGAAUUCACUCUGCGGAGUACAUCAUAUGCUUAUGUUAUUGAAUUGGAUUUGGGAACGCCUCCACAACGGUUGGAAUUUUUAAUUGAUACCGGUUCUUCGAACAUGGCUAUUGCAGGUCCAAAGUGUCAGGAUGAAAUGGAUCACAAGUGUGAGAUAGAAACGUAUUAUUAUCCUGAAAAGUCAAGUACAUCCGUAGACCAACAUAUACCAAUAGAAACAGAAUAUGGUAAAGGGGCGUGGUCGGGAGACAUUUAUCGGGAUGUCGUAGCGUUUCCAGGUGAUGGCACAACAGACAUUUUAUUGCAGCCCGAAAUUUACGCAGCAGUUAUAGCACAACUCAAAGAGCGUGGUCCGCCCGUUGAUGGACGAUUUUGGAAGAGUUACUGUGUCGAUACAGAUCCCUAUCAGUGGCCUUACAUUACUAUCUACCUGAAAGACAUGAUUGGAGGUUCGUUUGGAUUGACUGUUCUUGGGAAACACUAUGUUAGAAAACAAGAUGAAUUUUAUUGUCUAAGCAUCGGUGCCAAACGCUCUGGAGCAGUUUUGGGCGAGGUCGUCAUGGAGGGAAAUGUAGUAGUGUUUGAUCGAGCCAAUCAGCGGAUCGGAUUUGCGCCCAGCAAUAUGUCACACCCGGAUGUUGGACCAUGCGGGCGUCUUCAUAAAUAUUGCCGUGCUCCCGACAUGCCUCGGGAGACGUGUUUCAUGGGCUGCAAGUCCUGCAUCAAAUAUGGAGGCCAUCGACCUUUUUUGCCACUGAAGGGGAAAAUCUGGCUGGAUGCUCCGGAACCCUCAGCGUAUCGCGGACCCAUCCACUACACGAGCAUAAACCAAGAGACUUGGUACAGUGUUACCAUGACAGGCAUUGAUGUUGCAGGCAACAGUCUGGGUUUAUUGCCGCCCAGUUUUCCCGCCGCCAUUGUUGACAGUGGCACAACAGACAUAUUAUUGCAGCCCGAAAUUUACGCUGCAGUCAUAGCACAACUCAAAGAGCGUGGCCCGCCCGUUGAUGAACGAUUUUGGAAGAGUUACUGUGUCGAUACAGAUCCCUAUCAAUGGCCAUACAUUACUAUCUACCUAAAAGACAUGAUUGGAGGUUCGUUUGGAUUGACUGUUCUUGGGAAACACUAUGUUAGAAAACAAGAUGAAUUUUACUGUCUAAGUAUUGGUGUUAAACGCUCUGGAGCAGUUUUGGGCGAGGUCGUCAUGGAGGGAAAUGUAGUAGUGUUUGAUCGAGCCAAUCAGAGGAUCGGAUUUGCACCGAGCAAUAUGUCACACCCGGAUGUUGGACCAUGCGGCAAUCCUAUCCGUGUAAAUAAUACAGUUAAAGGGCGUCUUCAUAAAUAUUGCCGUGCUCCCGACAUGCCUCAGGAGACGUGCUUCAUGGGCUGCAAGUCCUGCAUCAAAUAUGGAGGCGUAUGGUGUCCUAGUGGUCACGUGGUUGUGUGGAUAAAUGGCGUCAGAUCUGUUCUUAGCACUAAAAGAGGCUUCUGCUGGCCAGGAGGCCUGUUCACUUUAGACGAUACCAAAGUUCAGACCUUUCUCACAGGACAUGGUAGCGCUGAAUUCCAGGCUUAUUGUGACUCGUUUGUUCCAAUGUACAAGCAGUGUUCAGUGGAGGGUAUUUGGAUCUUAGUUCUGAGUGGCUCGAUAUUUUUUACCCUUUGUUCACUGUUCUUGUUCGUGAGCUGUCGAAGGAGCACGAAACCUAAAUCGAUUGGAGAUCGCCAGAAUCCGAGCGACAACGACGAGUCUCCGCCGUUUCAUGGGAACAAAGCUCUUUCCCGUUGAUAACAAGACACAAGAAACCUCAAUGACAUGCUUAUCAUAUAAUGCGUAAUUACGUACAUUUGCCUUCUGUGAAAAAUUACACGUUAGAUUGCGUCCAGACAUUAUUGUUUUACAGUUUUAACUAUGCCCGGAAACUAUAAAACAAUCACGAUACCUACACCUAUGCGAUAGGUGACGUCAUAGGUGAGAAGCCAUGCUACCUAGCAACGCUGCUGAUCAAGAAAGUAAGAUUGACGGCUC
Molecule: messenger RNA, 2542 nt
Organism: Orbicella faveolata
Lineage: Eukaryota; Metazoa; Cnidaria; Anthozoa; Scleractinia; Merulinidae
Product: beta-secretase 2-like
Biological process (GO): amyloid-beta metabolic process; membrane protein ectodomain proteolysis
Cellular component (GO): plasma membrane; endosome; trans-Golgi network
Molecular function (GO): aspartic-type endopeptidase activity
Source: RefSeq, a predicted model, not a curated record